AUGAAAGAUGCGCAGCACGAGUUUGCAGAGGUCAAGAAACGACAGUCCAAGUCUCUUGGUGAGGCCGUCAAAGAGUAUCGCAGGCGAUACGGCAUGCCGCCCCCUCCGCACUUUGACAAAUGGUAUAAAUUUGCCGUGAGCAACAAAGUACAUCUGAUUGAUGAAUUUGACAUGAUUUAUGACAUGAUGACUCCCUUCUGGGGACUGCAGCCACAGACAAUCCGCGCAAGGGUGGCGGAGGCGCUUGGAUAUGAUAAUGGGCUGCUUGGAGUUGCCAUACGGGAUCACGGAAUUGCACACAUGGAGCACGGAUAUGAGUGGCAGAGGAACGCGACAAAGGGCAUGAUGGAAAAAUUCAUACAGUAUCUGCCAGACAUGGACUUGGCUUUCAACAUUCACGACGAGCCUCGUGUCGUGGUUCCGCACGACGAUCUGAUUCGGCUUGUGAACAAGGCCAAGGACGAGAACAUGGCCUCGUUGAAUGGGAAGAACAAGCUCGUCAAUGAAUUCUCAACAAAACCAUCCGAUCUUAGUGACGGUAAAACAUUCAAGGAGACAAAGCUCUCGAGAUUCAGCACGAUUCAAUACCAGUCCACCUGGGCAGACUCCCGCAUGUCCUGUCCUCCCGACAGCCAGGCAAGGAUCCUUGAGGACGAGCGUGCCGACGACUUGAGCAGAUACGGCAUCAGCGAUCUUGCUUUUGUGUACAACACAACCGCCAUGUCCGACAUCUGCCUUACGCCGUCCCUCAGUUCUACAUAUGGCUUUUUCGAUCGUCCAAAUUCGUUCAAAAUCACCCAUGAUCUGCUGCCCAUCUUCUCGCAGUCCAAGAUCUCAUCCUAUGGCGAUAUUAUCUACCCAUCUCCGUGGUACUGGUACAAGAAAGUGGCCUACAACGAAACCAACGACAUGCCGUGGGAAGACAAGGAGAACAAGCUCUAUUGGCGAGGCUCCACCACUGGAGGGUACAGCCGCAACGGUGGCUGGAGAAGGCACCAUCGCCAGCACUUUGUCCAGAAGAUCAAUUCCAAAGAGCAAGCCAAGGUUAUGACCAACAGCGGCACUGCCGAAAGCCCCAAGUGGACGCCCAGGGAGGUACCGCGUGGAGACUACCAGAAGCUCAUCGACGUGCACUUCUCCCAUGUCGGCCAAUGCGAUCCCGGCGACUGUGAGGCGCAAAAGGAGUUCUUCGACGUGGUCGAUCCCGUCGACCAGCAGGACGCUUGGGGAUACAAGUACCUGGUCGACAUUGACGGGAAUGCCUUCUCCGGCCGGUUCUACGCCUUUUUGCAGAGCCAGAGCUUGACGUUUAAACUCGCCCUGUUCCGUGAGUGGCACAACGAAUGGCUUAAGCCGUGGGUGCACUACGUGCCGCUGAGCCUACAGGGAGAUGACUGGCUCGAGGCGGUGCGCUUCAUCGACGAAGACACCAAGGGGUCUGCUGAAGGGCAGAAAAUCGCAAUGGAGAGCCGUGAGUGGGCGAACAAGGCUAUUAGGAAAGAAGACAUGGAGGUGUGGUUUUUUAGAUUGCUGUUGGAGUACGGUAGGGUGAUUGACGACAAUAGAGAAAAUCUUGGAUUCGAGAUAUGA
Messenger RNA from Trichoderma virens Gv29-8, 1590 nucleotides. RefSeq names its product glycosyltransferase family 90 protein. The transcript is spliced from 2 exons. The coding region runs from base 1 to 1590 and encodes 529 amino acids. Lineage: Eukaryota; Fungi; Ascomycota; Sordariomycetes; Hypocreales; Hypocreaceae. The record is from RefSeq and is a predicted model, not a curated record.